Messenger RNA from Venturia canescens, 7685 nucleotides. RefSeq names its product spargel (gene srl). Lineage: Eukaryota; Metazoa; Arthropoda; Insecta; Hymenoptera; Ichneumonidae. The transcript has 15 exons. Gene Ontology annotation, biological process: positive regulation of transcription by RNA polymerase II. Gene Ontology annotation, cellular component: nucleus. Bases 785 to 4297 code for a protein of 1170 amino acids. Gene Ontology annotation, molecular function: transcription factor binding; RNA binding. The record is from RefSeq and is a predicted model, not a curated record.
GCGUACUCUUAUGUGCGAAGAAAAUAUAUAUAAAAUGUACGCAUACGGUACGGAAGUAUGGGAGAGAGAGUAGAGAGUCGAGUCUUUCGGUGUAACUGAAGAAAAAAGAGUGGCACAUGCCCUCUGUGCUCUGUGGGAGAUAGACAUUUAGGAAGAGAGACUGGUAUACGAUCCGGUUGCCCGGCGAACUCGUAUGUCUCUAUCAAGUUCUUUCUUUCGCGAACGAUAACCUUUCGAAUUUGUAAAAUUAAUCCAAAAAACGUGAGAUUCUCUCGUUUGGAAAAAAAAAUCCAAUCGUGUGCAAUUAAGAACCCCCGAAGACCCCAGUGUUUAUGACAAAGUGCUCGGCGUCAUAACUACGAUCUCGAAAAUAGCAACGUUCUCAGGGAGAACAACAAGUGCCAAGUGGCACACGCGCACCGAUAUAUAAACAUAUAUACGUAUAAUAAGCAAGCAGGAGAAAAGACGAAAGCGAGUGCGUAUGUGAGAGAGGAAUAAGUGAAAGAGAGAGAGAGAGAGAGAGAGAGACAGAUAAAUAGUGUUAUAUGUCGCCGAAAUAAUUGUAGAGUGUAGUGAAUGUCUGUGAAAAUCCAAUAAUCACGUGUGUGUGACAGUUAGUGUUGUGCGCGCGUGGUCCAUUCGGUAAAAAAUUUAUACGAUUACGUCUUUACAUACGAUUCUUUGAAUCGCUCUUCCGCACUCUACCCCUAUUCUUUAAAUAUCACGCACGAGAAUUGAGGAGUAAAUAUUAUUCAAGAAAUUCGCUGGUAUACCGGUGCAUGUCAUGGAAACAGGAUAUCUGAAUUUCCACGAUGAGGAACAUUUUUCAGAUUUCUCAUUGUCUCUCGAUCAGCACAACCUCUUGGAUGAUUCUCAAAGUUCGUUACUGGCAAUUGACGAUGACUUUGAUUACGUCGAGUCUACCAUGGAUACUUCGGCAAUUUUAUGGGGCACCGAACAAGAACUCAACGGGGACAUGGCAGUUUUACCGGUAUCAGGAGUUGCCUCUAUCAUUCCGAAGAUUGAGAACAUGAAGGAGGAUUUUGCCAAAGUGCUCACCGAUUGGCAAGAGCACAUUGGUUAUCUUCAGGCUUCUGACAUGGGCGAAGAUAUUGACAUGGCUGAGCUCAGUAUGGGAAUACCGGAGAAGCUUAAUACGGAUCUACCGGAGGAUAUUUUUCAUAACGAAAACACUGAGGCUCGAGUUAAUUCGCAUACGUCGCCGAUGAAAAAGCGACACCGCGAUUUCACAAAUAGCCGGAGUCCAAAAUCUAAAACCAUAUCCGAAUCCAGCUUACAGGAUAUAGAUGUUAUAGGGCUCGACUCGAGCGAGGAUUUAGACCCGAUAAUCGACCUGAUGCAUAUCGAUUUCGAUCAUGCGAGUUCGUUGUCCGAUGAUAUUGAUUUUGAAUUAUUAGCUGCUUCGAGAGGCAAGGAAAAAUUUGAUUUGGCCUCGUACAUAACCGGGGACGACGAUAUAAACGAAGCAACGUCUUCCUCGACCGGAGCAACCGACACGAUUGAGUUAUUCCGACCGAAUCUCACUUGUGACAACAUAUUGGGGAUAUGCGAAAAAAAAUUGAAAGAUGUUGGCGCUCCGCCUGUCGAGGUCGCCAAAACACACGAGGCUAAUUCCGAUAUCGAAGACGCCGUUGACGUCGAAACCGUCGUCGAGCAAAUACCAGUUCUGGAAGCUGGUGACGUCAAAAGUCUUUUGGAACAAUUCGAGGCUUCAGAAGUAUCUGCUAUCGUACGACCAUCCGAUUGCAAAUCCAGAGAAAAAAUUCAUCAUUGCAAUAGCAGCAGCAACGGUGACGUUAAUUUAUCGAACGAUUCGACAAAAAUCCGAGCAAUCGACCAACAGAAGAGAAUAAUACCUAAACCCGUAGAGACACAAGACUCGAAAUUUCAUAAAAAUAUCAGAGAUUCUUUACCAAAAGAAGUGAUCGAUAGAAUAAAGGCUUCGGCGCGCAAGAAAGUAAUAUCGGUCAUACCAGCGCUGUCAAGUCCAAAAAUUGGAGCUAGAAGCACAAGGAUGCAGGAGGCAGCAGCAACACUCUCGAGAACGAAGCUUUUGAAAAUCGUGACGAAUGGUUCGAACUCGUCGAGCGGUCGGGUGGACGGUUCGGUACAGCUGGAUCACGAUUAUUGCAGCAGCAGUAGCAGCAGCGGUAACAGUAGCAGUGCAAGUUCGACGAUCGGUAAUUCCGAGUCGUUGGAAUCGGGAACGGGAGAGAUGACAUCUUUUAGUAGAAAAACGAGGGGUGUAGAGGAAAUGUUUAGCAAUGGAGGAAAAGCCGUGGGUUAUUACGUCCCAAUUACGAAGAAAAAAGAGGAAAAUGUGCGCAAGGGUUUGACAAAGAAGGAUUGCGGUUCGAAGAAGGACAGUGGUUUAGAAUCAGGCGAAGUAAGCGACGCGGGGGAAGAGCCUCAUUUGUCAAUCGUUGAAAAAAAGGAUCGUUCUUCAGAGAUAGUUGGAGGGGAGAGAACUGUGGAAGAAAAUGAUGAAAGUUUUGCUUGUUCCUCGUCUACGUCGUUGGGUUAUAAUAAAGUUGAACGAAUAACAAUGAAGAGUUCGAAGUUUGGUGAAAAACCCGGGAUGACCGAGGUAGCCCCGGUUUACGGUAUGAAAAUUCGCUCCGCCUUGGCGACGAGUAUUCUUCAGCUUCGCAAAGGUGUUUUAACGAAAACUAAGAGCUUCGAGACUGUUGGAUCUAUGCCGCACAAUAAAUUUAAACAGCAGAUGGUUUCGGUGUUAAAAAAGCCACCGAAUAUUGGCUUGAUAGCUAGUAACCCGAACGAGAGUAUCGUAACGACGAAAAAUAGCUCGAACGACGAAGUACAAAAUAUAAUUGUACGACAGGAGAGAAGCAAUGAUUCGAGCAACGAGCCGAAACCGAGCAAUACGAAUGAAGAAGCGAAGAAACUAGUACCACGUAGAAAGUUGAAUCUCGCUGAAUAUCGAAGCCGUAGAGAACAGACGAGAAGCGACAAUAGUCGUACUUGUUCUCCCAUUCAACCUAUGACUCUUAUUUACAUUCAUCAUGCUUCAACUUCCACCGAACCCAUCCAAGACGAUCCUGAUAAUCCUCUUUGGUCCGAACGAGAAAUCGUCUCGGUUCUCAAGCCCAGAGCCGAUUUUGAGGAAGAGAAAAAUCGAGAAAAACCUUCGACCCGUGAAAUCGCUGUGCAAACUGGCGAAAAUACGAAGAAUUCAAAUUCCCGUGAGGAUAAUCAACUUGCCAAAACUACCGUCGCUACUGCCACUACGAUUGCUACAGCCGGUAGCAAUAAGAGUAAUAAUACUAGUUCCGAACGAAUUGAAUCUGAAACGAGAAUAAUAAAAACGAAAGAGCAGAAAAGUCGGCGCUACAGGAGACGUAGGACAAGCUCCAGCUCUUCGAAUCGUUCGAGGUCCCGCAGUCCAAUGAGUUCGCGCGAUAGAAUCAGAAGCCGCAGUAGAUCGAGAAGAUGCAGCACCAGUAGCAAUCCACGAAGGCGACGAAUAAGUCAUCGUCGUAGCUCCGUUAGCUCGAGCAGUAGCAGCUGGUCAUCUCGUUCACGAUCACGCUCCGGAUCAUCAACUUCCCGAUCAAGAUCCAGAUCCCUGAGAUCGAGAUCACGCUCAUCCAGAUCAAGAUCGAGGUCAAGAUCGUCUUCCAGAUAUUCCAGUUGUUCGAGGUCGUCAUCUCGAUCGAAUUUGGGAAGGAAUAAAUGGUCGGGUGACGUUCGGCACAAAGGUCGUCGGGGUCGGCAACACUCAAGGACAAGUUGUGAUAGGUACAGACGAGGUUCCUCAGGUAGCAGCUAUGACUACAGAGGCUGGAGGAGAUCGACUCGAAGCUCAUGCAGGAGGCAAUACGACGUUUGGUAUAACAAAGAGAAGAAAAGACAGAUGGAGGAACGUCGCGUUAUUUACGUCGGACGUCUGUGCGAGAACACUACGAAAGCCGAUCUCAGACGACGAUUUGAAGCUUUCGGUCCGGUUCUUGAUAUUAGCGUACACUUUCGCGAGCAUGGUGACAAUUACGGAUUUGUUACUUUCGCUUACAAAAACGACGCUUACGAGGCAGUGGAGCACGGGAAUGACGAUCCAUCCUUGCCACGAUACGAUCUUUCUUUCGGAGGUCGGAGAGCUUUUUGUAAAGUCAAAUACGCCGAUCUCGAUGGCAUGGCUGGAAGUUCUCUCAACAGUCCCAUCGCGCCUCCACGAAGCAUUAUCAAAUCGGACGAGGACAACACUUUCGAUCUUUUGCUCAAGGAAGCCAAAGCCAAGUUGCGCAAGCGAAAGGUUUGACAUACGUACUGCUUAUUAGUUAUAAAUGUUAUUUAAAGAAAAGCAAAAACAAACGUAGCAGAUUUCUCCAACGUUUUUGAGAUUUAGAAUGUAGCUCGUCGUAAAGAUCGUGUUAAUUCGAUAGAGGAAAAAAAGUUGAGCGAUACGAAAAAACAAAUUGAAAUUGAUGAAUCGAAUAGAAAAGAAACUGGAUGCUACUCCCAAAAGCAUGUUAAGAUUAAUGGUGCAUAAAAAUAAAGAAUAACAUUUAAACAGAAAAAACAGUAAUGCAGUAAUCAAGCGAAUUAACCACAAUUACCAGCAGGCUAACGUCAUUGGAUAUAUAUCCAUUAGUAUCAUUCACGGCAGUAAAUAUUUGAGUAAAACAUAAUAAUUGAGAUAUAUGAAGAAAUAAAAGUAAACGAGAGAUGAAGAAAAAAACAAAUGACGAACGUUAAUGAUAUUCGGAGAAUAUUGGGGAGGCUGUUUUUAGUGACUCAUUAUUAUCAACGGCAAUUUAGGCAAGAGUUGUUUGGUGGAGAGCUCCCUCCUCCUCCUCCUCCUCCUCCUCCUCCUCCUCCUCCUCCUCCUCCUCCUCCUCCUCCUCCUCCUUCUCCUUCUGCUUCUCCGUUUUGUAAUUCGACAGUUGACUUGAAAAUGUAUUGAAUUGGAUAGCUCCCUUUUUUGUUUUUUCUUCUACUCGACAUAUACUCGUCGAAAUUGAGCGAUCUCUAUUUCCAUCGAAUGACGUAGUUUUGCCGUAUAUCAUUAUGAAGGAAAAAAUUUCUUCAUAAGGAAAAGAGAAAUGAAGCCAGCAGAAGUUUCUUUACAAAUGAAUGAAUCGUUUGUGGAGCUGUCAAUCAAUCUCACCUUCAUGACUGCCAUGGAAAUUCGGUUAAGAUUCAAAGAUCGACAGAUUCUUCAGGAUAUUCGAGCACUGAUUUGUUGAAAACAUCGAUUAUCGUCAAAUUGUAUGUGAGAGUGUAAUUGCAAUCACCAUUUGGAGUUCGUUGGUCCAAAGUUUUUUGUCAAGUACAACUUUGGUGUAAAAUGUUUAAUACGUAACUAAAGGAGUAGAUUUUUUUUUUUUGUAUCUCGUGCGAAUUGAUGUUAAGGAAAUUACUUCUGUGGCAAUGUGAAAAAAAAUUCGCAUAAGCAUUAUUUGCUUCAUAUACUCAUUUCGCUGUUAUUGUUUCAACUCUUUCUUUAUUGAAGAAGUAGGCUAGUAUAAUCGUCCAAUUUUUUUUAUUUGAAAUUCAUUCUUCAAACGCCAUUGUCAUUUUCUUAGCAUCGUUUGUUCAUACCUUUUACAGUAGAGGCAAUUAUUUGUAUUUCCAUUCAAUGUCAGAAAUGGGAAUAGACUAAAUUAAUUUUCUUCUAUUUUUUGUAUCAUCCAUGUCGUCGAACUUCCGCGUGUUUUUAUUGAACUUUAUUUCUUGUUAUUUUGUCUUGUCAAUACAGCGAAUGGAUGCUCGACUAAAGAGUCUAACUGAACGUCGUUAUACCAUAUAUUAAACAAAUAAUUUUGGGGUUCAUGACUGUGAAAAAAAAAACAAACAAAAAACAUGAUGAAAUUCUGACUGUGACAUCGAAAUAAAUAUAUUAAAAUUACAAAUUUUCAACGUUUUCGUACUUUUCUACUCGCUCUUCAUUUAUUUUUUGCGUCCGCAUUCUAAUGCAAAAUCCUGCUUUUUUUUUCUUUCUUGUGAUAGAAUGUAUUGUUUAUUGAUAAAAUUUUUUUACCGACACUUGAAGACAUUUGAAGAGGUCUUUUCUUCAAAGUUGCUUGGGACAAGUGAACCGGUCGCAACGAAUCACCACACGAAAAACAGAAUUCUAGACAAAAUGAAGAAAAUAACGCUUGCCCACGCUAUUCAUUCGUUAGCUACUAUUGUCCUACGAUUCGCAAGUCAUUUCACGGACUCAUUCAUUUUUCUAUCAUUUUUUGUACGACAAACGUAUUAUAAUCUUCUAUUUAUUGUAAAAUGUGUGUAUGAAAUCGAGUAACUAAGUAAGUAAAUAUAAGAGUGUUCAAAAAGUAUGAACGAGAACAUUAUUAUCGUGCCUAGUUUAUCGGUAACAUGAAGAAUUACACAACUUAUGAAUAGGAAAAGUACAUUCUUUCGACAAUUUUUAUUGAGAGAGCAUGGAAAAAAAAAGGUAAUUAUGCAGAAGUGAGGCGUCACCUUAAAAUGACACCAUUUUUUUUUUUUGUAAUGCAUCUUGUGAAUUAGUAACGAUGUAACAACGGUCCGGAACAUUUUUAGAUGGAUGCGCAGAAUCGUUGGGUAGGUCCGCAACACCUUUGGAUGUAUAUGGGGAAUCGUUGAACACACUGAAAUUAUUGGGUCGAUCCGGAGCAUAUCUUUGGAUGAGUUCGCGGAAUCGUUAACACCGCAAAAUCCAUGAGAACCCCUCCGAGAUGUACAAAAAUGCCCGAUUUUAUCGUGUGUUUCCCGGUUCAAAUUUACUAAUAGCGACAUGCUGAAAAGACGUUCAUACGAGAAAAAGAAAAAAAAAGAAUUUCCCCUAAAAUUGGAGUGGUGUCCCCCUUCUGCAUAAUUACCAAAAAAAAAUGUGAUUUUUCGGGAAAAAAUGAUAUAUUUCGGUUAAAUCGUUAUUUGUGGAUGCAAGGAUUUUUCAAUUAUUAAUAAUACUAUUUCCAAAUCUUGCACGAUUUAUCUUAUGCAUCACGGAUACAUCAAAAUAAAAUCCGUCAAUUAUAGAGGAUUUCGAUUUUUUUCAAAAUAUAUCGACAAACUUUUUUUGUUCUUUCGUUAUAUUAUUCAAUAUUUUUAGCAUAGCUCCGUACCCUCCUCGUCACGAGCAUGCAUGCUCAAUGAACUUUAUUUAAAAAUGAAAUCAACUGUAUGAGUUACAUGGUGAAAACAAAAGUUUGGAUUCAUAUCGAAGCUUGGGAUAUGGACAAUAUUGUAAAAAAUAUGUUCGGUGUUUCCGAUAAAAAGUCCAUAAGUGUGAGGCGACAAUGAUUUUUUCUAGAUAAACAUCAAUUGAACGAAAAUUUCUGAGAAAAUAAAUAAAUUAUGUACGUCACCGUUAGACGACGAUGCACCGGUUUGGCGUGAAAUGGACUAAUUACGAACGAACGCCCUGCGCUGAUUGUACAUAGCUGAAAAAUAAUUUGAAAGGUUCUUUCCGCCUGUCGUAAAUCAGUAUAGGAUUAAGUCUAGAAAAUAAUAUCGCUCAACCAAGUUUACGAUAAUGUUUUUGUAAUCUCACGUUUGGAGGAGAUGAAAAAUUGUCAGAGAAAAGAGAAAAAAAGAAAACUGGAGGAGAAAGAAUACAUAUGUGUAUAUUAUGUUACCACCGACAUGUGAUAAACGAAAUACGAUGUUUUUAACUUUUGUUGUAUUAUGUGUACAAAUAAAAAAUCUAUAAUAAAUAAUAA